AUGCUCAGCUUGUACGAAGAUCAGCCAUACUUGAAGGCUUUGUGCAAAGGCCUUCAUCAAAUCACUCCUCCUGCGCCUUCCUCCAAGCCCUGGCACAUACUUCGUCCUAAGAUUCAACCUAGGCCUGACGCCAUGCUCCCCCCUUCGCCUCCACCUUCUCCUUCCCCUAACGGCAAGAUCUCCAAUGAUGAAGACAAGAGAAACACAUACGUUUACAUCGACCACUCCAACUUUUGGAUUUCUCGCAAGAUAGCGACUGGGGAUCAAGAUUGGAGGUAUGAUGUGAAGUCCUUUACGUCCCUCCUUACCUCAAACACUGUGGGCACGGAGACGACGGGUAGUCAUCAUGUCGAAGUCCACAUCUACGGUUAUGUUCCAGACGAUCUCAAGGAACUUUGGAAGAAUGAACACGCUAAGGUUCACAAGCUGAAAAAACCCCAUCCCCUGGAUACUAAAGAGGAGUUGGGCGACGAGAAGAAGGAGACAAAGAACCAGAGGAAGAAGAAGAAGAAAAACGCCGAGAAGGAGGUAGACACGCGGCUUGUGGCCGAUUCGGUGGCGGAGGCUGCCAGGGCCUUGCAUGAGAGGCUGAAGGAUACCCAGAUCGAAUUUGUGAUUGUCUCAGGCGAUAGGGAUAUGCGCCCUGCCGUGAAGAAGAUCAUCAACUAUGGGUACAAAGUCAGACAAGUUCGUUACAGCAUCGAAGCUCGGAGCGACAUACCAAGCGGCCACUUCUUAGGCCAGGAAUUGGGCAAGUUGAAGAAAGCGACAGACAGGGAAGUUGAAGGCCGGUAUAUGGGCCGAAAGGCGAGAGAGAUGAUGUGGUUUCGUCACGGGAUUAUGGGGAAGGGUCGGGCGGCGUUAUCAGCUCUCACAAUUAUUAUCGGUAGUGCUAAGAUUCUCCAAGAGACCUGA
Messenger RNA from Fusarium vanettenii 77-13-4, 915 nucleotides. RefSeq lists its product as uncharacterized. Bases 1 to 915 code for a protein of 304 amino acids. The record is from RefSeq and is a predicted model, not a curated record. The transcript has 3 exons. Gene Ontology annotation, molecular function: RNA nuclease activity. NCBI's taxonomy places the organism in Eukaryota, Fungi, Ascomycota, Sordariomycetes, Hypocreales, Nectriaceae.